AUGGAGAUGGCGACGGCAACUGACGGUCGGAGCAGCGUGCGUGGCUUACUAGCGUUCUUGACACACAUCCACCGCACGCUCGACAACACUGAUGCGAGCGAUCCUUACGUUGGUCACCUCAAUCCUCUCCUCGUCGCCUCCCAGGGAGACGUGCUGUCCCUUGUUGCGAGUUACUUUGACGGAAGGGUGCCGCUGGUGUUUGCCGCCACCUUCGCCGCAGCCAGGGUCUUUGCAGAGGUACGCGGCAGUGUGCGGUGUGGCAACGUGAUGCUUUCUCUUGAGCCCAAAGCCGACGAUCUCGUUCAGCGUGUUGCCACGUCUACCCCGACCCCCAACCCGAACGACCUAGAUUACGUUACGUGGUGGAUUGAGAAGUGCGCAAUGCCGCUGGCGUUUGAAGAGGAGAGCCUGAAGGAGCCCCUCCGUCUCGACCAUCCUGUCUUUCACCGUCUGCGGUACCUCAGCGUGGUGGAAUGGGUGCCGCGUGUGUACCUCGGUCCGGGGGUGAUGACGCAGUUGAAGCAGCUCCGCAUCGGCGCCGACGCCUUCAUGGCCCUGGCCACCUCUCCCGAUCAGCUGACACAGCUGCAGGCCCUCACCAUCUGGGCCUACACCCCCGAGUGCUGGGCCGCACUGACGCAGCUCCCGUGCCUCACCUACCUCGCCCUCGCCGGAGACGUGAACGAACUGCCGAUGGAGGAGGUGCAGUCUGCCGCGUCGCUGCGCACCAUCGACGUCACUGGCGGCACCCUCACCCGCCUCUCCGGCUUCGACCGCUGCGCAAACCUGCAGGAGUUGCUGCUCUUUAACUGCUACGGUGUGGCGGACCUCUCUCCUGUGGGGGAGGCGACACGACUGCGGAUGAUAGACAUCGGCUCCUGCUCGGUGAGCAGCAUUGCGGGGCUGCGGAAGUGCCGGGGACUGGAGCACGUCUCGUUCAACGAGUGCGGCGGACUCACAGACUUGUCGCCGCUUGCGGGGCUGGAGGACCUGACCGGGGUGUGGGCCAGCAGCUCUGGCAUCACCAACGUCGGCCGCCUAGCCACGUGUCCUCUGCUUGAAACACUCGUGGUAUCCUACUGUAUGGGUCUGACCGAUCUUUCGCCCUUGGCGGGUGCCCCUGCCCUGGAGCGCGUGGACGCGUAUUCGAGCGGAGUCCAAAGCAUAUCGUUUGUGGGGCGGUCUCUUGCCCUGACGGAGUUGAACGUGAGUGGGUGUGCGGAUAUCGAAGAUAUUCCCCCGCUGCCCACUGGCGCUCCUCUACGCGUGUUGAGGUGCGGUGGCACUCGCGUGCGCAGCAUUGCUCCGCUGAUCAGCUGCGCAGCCUUGGAGUACCUCGAGGUCAACGGCAACCUUCUCCUGGAGGAUUUGUCGCCCCUCCGUCACCUGACCCAGUUGAAGGAGAUCCACGCGAACGGCUCAGGCGUGCGCCGCCUUGACGGGCUGCACCGCUGCGCCUCGCUGUACCUCGUGAACUUUCAAAAUUGUCAGUCACUGACCUCUCUAGAAACGCUGGCCGGUGCACCGCACUUACGGACGGUGUACGCGUUUGGAAGUGGUCUCACGAGUGUGGCCGGUCUGGCUCGCUGCCCAGAACUGGAGGAAAUCGACGUUCGUGAGUGCAGGCGCCUGGUCGAUCUUUCUCCCCUCGCCGGAGCCCCGCAGCUGCACACGGUGAUCGCUGCCGGAAGUGCCGUUGCGAACGUGCACGGUCUUGCAGAGUGUCCCGCGCUGCGCGAGAUCGAUUUCUCCGGCUGUACGCAGCUGAAGGACGUCAGUUCGCUUGCCCGUUCGCCGUCACUGCGCACUCUGCUGGCGUCAAGAAGCGGCGUGUGUAACGUGGCGGGGCUCGAAACGUGUGAGAGCCUCGUGAGAGUUGACUUCAGCAGGUGUGUCGGGAUUCAGAAUCUUACCGCGUUAAAUACUGCCGUGCGAAUGCGCGCAAGCGGCAGUAGCGUUAUUGGUGAUUAG
Molecule: messenger RNA, 1971 nt
Organism: Leptomonas pyrrhocoris
Lineage: Eukaryota; Euglenozoa; Kinetoplastea; Trypanosomatida; Trypanosomatidae
Exons: 1
Coding region: 1-1971 (656 amino acids)
Source: RefSeq, a predicted model, not a curated record